AUAUCUUUUGGCUGUAUAAAACCCACACAAAAUAAGUGUCAGUUCGCACUUUCUGUCAGUCCAGCGCUCCUGUUAGGAGGAGGAGAGACACCGGUCCUCCCCUUUAAAACGAAAGGAUGGAGAACGCACACAUAAAGGUUCCAGAAGAAUGUCUGGCCUACUUUGGAGUGAAUGAAACUACUGGCCUCACUCCUGACCAGUUCAAGAAGAACCUCGCCAAGUUUGGCUACAAUGAGCUCCCCGCUGAGGAGGGAAAGUCCAUCUGGGAGUUGGUUAUUGAACAGUUUGAAGAUCUGUUGGUCAGAAUUCUGUUGCUGGCUGCCUGCAUCUCCUUUGUACUGGCCUGGUUUGAGGAAGGCGAGGAGACAGUCACUGCCUUUGUAGAACCCUUCGUUAUCCUCCUUAUCCUUAUCGCCAAUGCCGUGGUGGGAGUCUGGCAGGAACGCAAUGCAGAGAGCGCCAUUGAGGCUCUGAAGGAGUACGAGCCUGAGAUGGGCAAGGUAUACCGUUCCGACAGGAAGAGCGUCCAGAGGAUCAAGGCCAGAGAAAUCGUUCCCGGAGAUAUUGUGGAAGUCUCUGUUGGUGACAAGGUCCCUGCUGACAUCAGGAUCACGGCUAUCCGUUCCACAACUCUGCGUGUUGACCAGUCCAUCCUUACUGGCGAGUCCGUGAGUGUGAUCAAGCACACUGAAGCUGUCCCCGACCCCAGAGCUGUCAACCAGGACAAGAAGAACAUGCUUUUCUCUGGUACCAAUAUCGCUGCAGGCAAGGCCAUUGGUGUAGCCGUAGCCACUGGUGUCGCAACUGAGAUUGGUAAAAUUCGUGACCAGAUGGCCGCCACAGAGCAGGAGAAGACGCCACUGCAGCAGAAGCUGGACGAGUUUGGCGAGCAGCUGUCCAAGGUCAUCUCCCUCAUCUGCGUGGCCGUGUGGAUGAUCAACAUCGGCCACUUCAACGACCCCGUCCAUGGAGGCUCCUGGAUCCGUGGAGCUGUGUACUACUUCAAGAUCGCUGUGGCCCUGGCCGUGGCUGCUAUCCCCGAGGGUCUGCCUGCUGUCAUCACCACUUGUCUGGCCCUUGGCACCCGCCGUAUGGCCAAAAAGAACGCCAUUGUCAGAAGUCUGCCCUCUGUGGAAACCCUUGGCUGCACUUCAGUCAUCUGCUCAGACAAGACAGGCACCCUCACCACCAACCAGAUGUGUGUGACUAAGAUGUUUGUCAUUGAGAAAGUGGAGGGCGAUCACGUCGCCCUGGAUGAGUUCAACAUCUCUGGCUCCAAGUACACCCCAGAGGGAGAAGUGACCAAAGAUGGUGCUCAUCUGAAAUGUGGUCAGUAUGAUGGUCUGGUUGAGCUGUCGACCAUCUGUGCUCUGUGUAACGACUCUUCUCUGGACUACAACGAAUCGAAGGGCAUCUAUGAGAAGGUUGGUGAAGCUACAGAGACUGCCCUGUGCUGCCUGGUGGAGAAGAUGAAUGUGUUCAACACCGAGGUGAAAUCCCUGUCCAAGGUGGAGAGGGCCAAUGCUUGCUGCACUGUAAUCAAGCAGCUGAUGAAGAAGGAGUUCACUCUAGAGUUCUCUCGUGACAGGAAGUCUAUGUCUGUCUACUGCACCCCCGCAAAAUCCCGUGCAGCAGUGGGCGCUAAGAUGUUUGUCAAGGGUGCCCCUGAGGGUGUGAUUGACAGGUGUGCCUAUGUUCGUGUUGGCACCACCCGUGUGCCACUGACUAGCAUCGUCAAGGAUAAGAUCAUGGCUGUCAUCAAGGAAUGGGGUACUGGCAGAGACACUCUUCGUUGCUUGGCACUGGCCACCCGUGACACCCCUCCAAAGGUUGAGGAAAUGAACCUGGAAGAUUCUACUAAGUUUGCCAACUAUGAGGUUGACCUGACCUUUGUUGGUUGUGUGGGUAUGCUGGAUCCCCCUCGUAAGGAGGUCACUGGCUCCAUCCAGCUCUGCAGGGAUGCAGGCAUCCGUGUCAUCAUGAUCACCGGUGAUAACAAGGGCACUGCCGUGGCCAUCUGCCGCCGCAUCGGCAUCUUCGGAGAGGACGAGGACGUGACGGGACGUGCCUACACCGGCCGUGAAUUUGAUGACCUGCCUUCCUAUGAGCAGAGAGAUGCUGUGCGCAAUGCUUCUUGCUUCGCUCGUGUGGAACCCUCCCACAAGAGCAAGAUCGUGGAGUACCUGCAGAGCUUUGAUGAGAUCACUGCUAUGACUGGUGAUGGUGUGAAUGAUGCCCCUGCCCUGAAGAAAGCCGAGAUUGGCAUUGCUAUGGGCUCUGGCACUGCCGUUGCCAAGUCUGCCUCUGAGAUGGUCCUGGCUGAUGACAACUUUUCUUCCAUUGUGGCUGCUGUAGAGGAGGGCAGAGCCAUCUACAACAACAUGAAGCAGUUCAUCCGCUACCUCAUCUCCUCCAAUGUUGGAGAGGUUGUAUGUAUCUUCCUGACCGCUGCCCUGGGUCUGCCUGAGGCCCUGAUCCCUGUGCAGCUGCUGUGGGUGAACUUGGUCACAGAUGGUCUGCCUGCCACUGCCCUGGGUUUCAACCCCCCUGACCUUGACAUCAUGGGCAAGGCUCCCCGCUCCCCCAAGGAGCCCCUCAUCUCUGGCUGGCUCUUCUUCAGAUACAUGGCCAUUGGAGGCUAUGUGGGUGCUGCUACUGUUGGUGCUGCAGCCUAUUGGUUCAUGUAUGAUGAUGAAGGUCCUGGUGUGACAUACCACCAGCUGUCUCAUUUUAUGCAGUGCCAUGAUGAAAAUGAAGACUUCACUGGCGUCGAAUGUGAGGUUUUUGAGGCAGCUCCACCAAUGACCAUGGCCCUGUCUGUGCUGGUCACCAUUGAGAUGUGCAACGCCCUCAACAGCUUGUCUGAGAACCAGUCUCUGGUUCGUAUGCCUCCCUGGAGCAACGGAUGGCUGGUAGCAGCCAUGACCCUCUCCAUGUCCCUCCACUUCAUGAUCAUCUACGUCGACCCCCUGCCCAUGGUCUUCAAGCUGACUCACUUGAAUGUCGAACAGUGGUUGGUUGUGUUGAAACUAUCCAUCCCAGUCAUCCUGAUUGAUGAGGUUCUGAAGUUUGUUGCCCGCAACUACCUGGAAGUACGCCCAUGAAAAUCCUAGCGACAAAGAAGCGGAAUUGAGAGGAGGAAGAAGAGGAAGACGAAAUGAGGAUAGGAGCUGCUCCAAAGAGCAAAAAGCCCAGCUAGUCACUGGAAGAGAGGGAAUUAAAAACAAAAAUCAAGAAAAAAGCACAAAACCAAAAAAAAAAAAAAAAACCCAUAAAAAAAAACU
Molecule: messenger RNA, 3284 nt
Organism: Anguilla anguilla (European eel)
Lineage: Eukaryota; Metazoa; Chordata; Actinopteri; Anguilliformes; Anguillidae
Gene: atp2a1l
Product: ATPase sarcoplasmic/endoplasmic reticulum Ca2+ transporting 1, like
Exons: 24
Coding region: 117-3104 (995 amino acids)
Biological process (GO): intracellular calcium ion homeostasis; calcium ion transmembrane transport
Cellular component (GO): membrane
Molecular function (GO): ATP hydrolysis activity; ATP binding; P-type calcium transporter activity
Source: RefSeq, a predicted model, not a curated record